This is a messenger RNA of Rotaria sp. Silwood2, 1560 nucleotides long. The record is from the annotation of a GenBank genome assembly. NCBI's taxonomy places the organism in Eukaryota, Metazoa, Rotifera, Eurotatoria, Philodinida, Philodinidae.
AUGGCGGAUGACAAUAGCCAUCCAUUCAAUCGUGACGUUAUUGAUAAUGAUACAAUAGUUCAAAUUCAAAAGCAAUUAUCAUUACAAAAACAACCAAAUAUUGAAAGAGAUCAUGAACAAAGAGAUAUCGUUGAUAUUCUAUUUUUAAAUAAUAGAAAUAGUCUUUUUUCAAGUUCAAGUGAUUCAUCUUUUGAUACAACGUUACAUUCAGUAUCGGAUGAUGAUUUUAAUCGUCUUAAAUAUUUUUUACGUUCAAUAAUAUGGCCUAUCAAUCAUCAUAUACGUCGGCAAUUAUGGAUAAAUGUAUUAAAAUUAAAUCGAAUCAGUUCAUCAAACCAAAAUUAUCAUACAGGUCAUACAUUACAAACGGCUUUAACAACAACAUCUAUGAUUAUCGAUAAUAAUUUAAAUUCUCUAUCAUCAAAAUAUAAUCAAUGGCCAAAUUUUGUUGAUACAACUAAUUUAUGUUUCUAUUAUUUAACUGAACAAACAGGUCAUUCUCUUUUAUAUAGUAUUCUUUUAACAUUUGCUUCACAUCAUCCAGAUAUAACAUUCUGUCCCACAUUAGAACCAUUUGCAGCGUUACUUUUACAUUAUCAUAAUGAAUAUGAAGUUUUAUAUUUACUUCAUCGUUUAUUAAUUAAAAAUUGGUUAUGUGGUGAAACACGUUUACAAUGGGAAGCUUAUUCUAAUGUUUUUAGAAAAUUACUAAAACACUAUUUUAAAUCAUCAGUUGAUAUUAUUGAUUUACGCUACAAAAAUACACAAGGCUUCUAUAAAGGAUGGUUUUGGUGGAUUUUUCGUUAUUUACCAUUUUCUUAUCUCAUUGCAUUUCAUAUUCGUAAUUUGAAACGACGUACAAUUGAGCAAUUAAUUGAACAUGAAGAAAAACUUUUACAUAAUACUCGUCACCAAUCACUAUCUGAUGGUGUCAAUCAAAAUAAUAAUACUAAUAAUGGAAUUACACCUGAUCGACAAUCAUCAUUUAUUACGAUUCACCAUCUGCCGCAAAUACCACAAAAAUCCGUACUCGAUCAUCAACAAUUUCUUACAUUAUGGAAUUGGUUACCUACCCGUCUUAGUCUAUCUCAACCAUUUUUAGUUUUUUCAACUGCAGAAGAUGGAUUUCGCUUACAAACAUUACUCGAUAAAAUUGAUGAACUUGAACAUUCAAUUUUAAUAAUAAAAACUACGACUGGUGAGAUAUUUGGUGCAUUUUGUGCUGGUCUUUGGUCUAAUCGUCAUAAUAGAACAUAUUUCGGCUGUGGUGAAUCUUUUUUAUUUACACUUAUACCAAAACAAAUUAAAUAUUCUUGGGCAGGACAACAACAUUAUGAUAAUAAUCGUCAAAGUCAAUUAAAACGUGACAUGUUUUUAUUUGUUGACAAUGAAAAGUUAAUUAUUGGUGGAGGAAAUGGUGAUGGUUUAUGUAUUGAUCAAUCAUUAUGUGAAGGUCGUACAGCUCAUUGUGAAACAUUCAAUAAUGAACCACUUUGUUCUGAGCCAUACUUUUUCAUCUCAGUUUUAGAAAUGAUUGCAAUUGAUCUUUCUUCAACUUAA